Molecule: messenger RNA, 1078 nt
Organism: Quercus robur (English oak)
Lineage: Eukaryota; Viridiplantae; Streptophyta; Magnoliopsida; Fagales; Fagaceae
Exons: 7
Coding region: 312-923 (203 amino acids)
Source: RefSeq, a predicted model, not a curated record
AACACCAUUCAAGUGGUGCGAUAACUUAAAAUCUUAAAGCGGUACACUUAUUCAGCCACACACGAACACAAAUAGAGAAUCCCUCCCUCAAUUGUUUCAACCGCCAUUCCUUCACUGCAGCAGCAAACUAUUAAGAAGCCUUCUCUGCAAAAACAAACUAUUUAGAAGAUAAUACAAAUUCAAAUGAAUAUGAAGUACACAACUUUGAAGCAGAUAUCGAAGGACAAAGAUAAAUCAAAAGUGAAAGUUAGAGUUUUACAAAUGUGGGAUGCAAUUAAAUAGCAAACAACCAUUAUCUGAUCAGCCUCGAUAUGAUAUUGGUUGACAAAGAGGGAACAUUGAUACAUGCAAGCAUCAGAAAGAAUCUUGCUCAAAGUUAUCAUCCACAACUAAAUGAAGGGAGCAUAUAUACAAUUACAAAUUUCUUAGUAGAAGAAAAUAUAGGGAACUAUUGUCCAGUACAUAACAAACUCAAAAUACUUUUCAAUUCAACAACUUCAGUCUCAAAAUUCAGCGGAUUUGAUCAUUCAAUACCUCAAUCCCAAUUUGAAUUUGCUGAUUAUGGAACAAUAGCUUCCCGUUGCUAUGACACACCUUACUUGACUAAUGUGAUUGGCAUAUUGGACUACAUUGGAGCCAUUGAGGAGAUCAAAACAAGAGGGUGUCCAACAAAGAUGAGAAACAUUAAACUAUUGUUAGAAGUGAACAAAUCAGUUCAAACAACUUUGUGGGGAAAUACUGCACAACAAAUAGAUGAUGAUUUCUACAAAACAAAUAAAGGGCCAUUCAUUGUAAUAGUCACUUCAACUAUUAUGAAAACUUUAAGAGGUGACUAUCAACUAUCAUCCACUUUUGCAACAAAGUUGUAUGUCAAUUUAGACAUUCCAGAAGUUGCAGAAAUUAGAAACAAGACUUACUGGUAACAUGCAAUGCCAAAAUCAUUAAUAUCAACAACAAAUAUGGAUGGUAUUAUGUUGCAUGUCUUAUAUGCAAGACAAAAGUGAAACAAGUCAAAGGAGUUCUAUGGUGUGAAUGUUGUAAAAAUGAGCCAAAGUUUGCAGUUCCAAGGUAAUGAAAG